Molecule: messenger RNA, 537 nt
Organism: Bipolaris zeicola 26-R-13
Lineage: Eukaryota; Fungi; Ascomycota; Dothideomycetes; Pleosporales; Pleosporaceae
Exons: 2
Source: RefSeq, a predicted model, not a curated record
AUGAGAGCCUCUUGUAUCUAUCUUACUUCCGCCUUGUGUAUGGGGGCUGUUGCCUAUGACACCCCGUACGCCAUGAGCACGUCUGACUUUUCUGGAAUUUCCGGGGACUCGUACCAGUGCGAAAAUAGAAUGAAACCUUCAGUCACUUGUACGGACCCGGCACUAAACAACGACACCUGCUCGUGCACUUGCACAAACGGCAUCAUCUUCAACCAGCCUGUUCCAUCACCUAGUCAGAACAACGGGGGCAACGAUGCUUCACUCGACACAUGUCAGGCGGAAAAGGAUCAAUACAUGGAGCGCGAGCGAGAGGCGAUGGAUAAACUUAAUGAGGCAGAACAGGCGCAUGCUACUCGUGAGAAACAACUCUUAGACGAACUCACUUCGGUACGACAGGCACAUGCUACCCGGGAGCGGUACUUGUUAACCGAGGCGAACACCUGCUGGCCUCUCACCCGAUUCAAGUAUCAGGGCUGCUACUUCGAUUCCAACGACAGACUGAUUAACGACUUGCUUACCAACGACAAUACUAUGACG